UCUGCUUUUCAUGUAGCUUCUACUUUCUGUGAAGCAGUCCUUCGUCGUAGUUUUCGCUCUUGUGCAGUACCCCGGAAAAUUGCGAAAAAAAAUUGCAGAAAAUCGUAUUGAAUCUUGUGUUUCGGGUGCCAAAUAUCGUGAAAGAGUGUUCUUCCGAAUCCCAUGUCAUUCAUAGUGUAUUUAUUUGACGGAAAUAGCAAGUAAAAGUGCGUAAAUUCUCUAACCUAACGAAAGAGAAAACUGCCGAGCUGCAGCCGCAGUUUGAGCUCCACACGGCAAAUAGUCGCUGCCCCUUUUCUGCUGUACCUUUUCUGCUGUACCUAUUACAUUUUGACAGCAAAAAAUUCGCAAAUAAUGGCCAUUUCUGGUUAUUAAUUUCAAUUUCGUGCGACAAUUCUUAUUUUUUGUGAAUUAAAGCGGAAGGCUAUAUUUUGUUUCGGGUGCACAUUUGGGAUUUUGUUGAUAAAUCAGCCGAACAACAGACAGAAACCCUACUUUUCCACGGUAUAACUAACGAUGGAUAGUCCCUGUGAGUCGGAAAGCUCACUGGACGGUGGAGCCAUGCUGCCACCCAGUCCAGUCUCCCGGGAACAGUUACAGAAGCGCAUCGAAAGCCUAACACAACAGAACAAAGUCCUAAAAGUUGAACUUGAAACCUACAAGAUACGUGUUAAGGUUAUCCAAGAGGAGAAUCGUUCGCUUCGCCAGGCCUCUGUUAUCAUUCAAGCAAAGGCCGAACAAGAGGAAGAAUACAUCUCCAACACGUUGCUAAAGAAGAUCCAGGCACUGAAGAAAGAGAAGGAAACACUUGCUCAUCACUACGAACGCGAAGAGGAAUGUCUAACCAAUGAUCUGUCGCGCAAGUUGGACCAGCUACGCCAGGAAAAAUGUAAACUCGAAUUAACGCUUGAGCAAGAGCAGGAAUGUCUGGUCAACAAGCUGAUGCGAAAAAUUGAAAAACUGGAAGCGGAAACGUCCGCGAAACAGAACCAUCUGGAACAGCUGCGACGAGAGAUGGUUGAGUUGGAGAAUACACUGGAGCAGGAACAGGAGGCUCUCGUCAACAAAUUGUGGAAGCGUAUGGAUAAGCUGGAAGCGGAAAAACGUUCACUGCAGAUCAAACUCGAUCAACCCGUAUCAGAUCCCACUAGUCCGAAGGAAAUCAAUCACCGUAACGAGAACGGUAGCGAUACUGCCUCACAACUUACAGCACACAUUCAGAACCUACGCUCGGAGGUAGAUCAGCUCCGCGGAAAUUUAGCCGCCGCGGAAAAGGAGAGCAAGGAGAAAUCUCAACAAUUUGCUCAGGAAGAAAAGUGUAUUCGAGACGAGAAUAAGCGUCUACAAAGGAAAUUACAGCAAGAAGUGGAACGCCGCGAAGCACUCUCCCGGCAUUUGUCCGAGUCGGAAUCGUCCCUGGAGUUUGAGGAGGAGCGCUUGUUCAAUGAAAGUGUUUCAGCUUUUGGUGGUGCUGGUAGCAGCAGUAAUCGACCACUCAGUCCCGGAGCACUGACAAGAUGCCACGCAUGCGGUCAAUUAGUUACUCGUCGGACCAGCGAGCGGUUCAUCAAACCUGCGAUUCCACUUGGUCUCAACACAUCUGCUCCGAAUGUGUUGCAUCAUCACAACAGCAUGGGUGGUCACUGCCAUCCUGGAGCUGGCAGUGGCAGCGGUCACUUCCCCAUGCUUUCCACUAGUGCUGGUACUGGCGGUGGCGGUGGUGGUGCAAAUACUUCCCUUAAUAGUAGCGUUUCGUCAUCCUCAACAUACAACACAAGCAGCAACAUUUCCUUCAGCGGAAAUUCGUCCUUUGUGCAGCCGGCCAGUCCAAUGGAUACCUCAAUGUGUAAGGACUAACUGCAUACAUUUACUGUAAUCAAAUCCGACGAGAUGAACCAUCUCCUGUGCGAUUGAUAUGCUCGCAGAAGAGUGAAAAUAAUAAAAACCAAGUCAACAUGCAAGAAUCGAUAAAGAGCUACAUGAAUGCCCUCACUGUUACUGAUUUACUAUUUCUUAUAUCUAUUAUUUACGGAUUAGUCAUAUAUACAUAUAUUUUGUAAAACAAAAUUCUCCGAUUCAAAUGCGCAUGGCUGCAGUAGUGGACAAUGCACCGAAAAUACGAAAAGAAGUGAAAUGGGUGCGUUGCGGUGUUUGUUCAGCACUAGCCGAGCUUAGGGUGAUAGUGUGUUAGGAUCAAUCUCAUUUAUAUUGAAGUUAAUUUUGAUAAAAUAACACCAGAAGACGGGCUAACUGAAUUCGGAAGGUAAUUUUUAUUAAGCUCAAAGACAUUUUCCUAGACCGGCGUUACGGGUCACUUGGUUGAAUGCUGUUGGUGGCAAUUGUAUGGCAUGAGAGUGAAUUUUUAAGAUUCGCAUUCAUUUUUGAAAGCAAUGAAACCUGUAGUGUAAAAUAUUCUAACUUUAGUUUUCGGGGUCCCAGUGAAAUGGUCCCUCUUGGAAAUGCAAGAAAAGAUUCCGUAGGCGCCAGGUCAGAACAAAGUGUUGUAAAAAUUUGAAUGGAUACCACGAGUCUUUGCAAUACAAUCGAUCGCAGUUCUUCAUAGGAGGCCAAUUCUGGACACAACGUAAAUUCGAUCAAGAAAUUGUUUAACGAUUAUUUGGCUUGUUUUUUUCAGUUAUCUUGAUAAGACACAAAAAUGCCAUAGUUACUUGAUAAACAAUCUUCGAUGUGAAAUGAACGAGAAAUGUAAGAAUGGUUCAUUAUGCCCCGUAAUAAUAUUCAACCAACUGAAUUGAUUAACAGAUUCAUUCGCUUAAUGGUGUUGAAACUAUACCCAUAGUUACUUAUUGCCAAGCAAUCUAUCCUUUCUUUGCACAGUCAAGUUGUCCUAACACACGCUGGGUGUUAUAAAGACAAUUUAUAUUUAAUAUUUCGCCAAUGAAUGUCGUACUAUAAAAUUAAAGCGCAGUGAAGUUACAGCAAGAAACUAUUACCUACUACUAGAGGAAUUUUAAAAUGUUGCUAGUUAUCGUUACCAAACACAUUGGAUGUGCUGCUCAGAAUGAUGAACAUAUUUGAAACGAGUAGAGUAAAAAUGACAGUAUAAGCAAGGUAAUUGGGCAUAGAUUUGAUUCCGAUUGAGGGCAGCGAUAAGAAGUAUCGAUUUUGCAGCUUUCCAGGAAUUGGAUACUAGAACAGAACAGGAGAGUACUUAUUAACACACAUACAUGUAAACAGCACGAACGAAAUAUGAUUUUUUUUUCAUCUUACUAGAAACACAAAAAGCUCAUAAGAAAAAUGCGCAUCAGCUAAUGUAAUAUUCAAGAGAAAGGCUAAAAUAAACAACUUCUAUAACUGAUCAUACCUAACCUUAGUAAUGCCAGAAGUAAAUGCUACUCCGCAAAAACCUUUACGCUAAAAAAGGACAGAAAUACACGCAAGCAUGAUUGUUAAAUUAUCAACAUUCGUCAAAAACACGUACGGAUUUCAAACGUAUCCUUUAUGAAGUCGGAGCCAACAAGCAAGUGUAGGGUUUACAGUAUAGUCGAAUAGAUAGUAUGAAGCUAGUAUAAAACAUUACAUACUGUUUUCUCUUUCACUCUCUUCUAUGCGUUAUUGAAUGCUUAUAGAACUGCUACACAAACAAUGAUAAACACGAAACUGACACACAAACAUCAAACUUCUAAUUCAUACUUCGUAUGUAGAUCAAAGAUUAUAAUGGGUAAUGCAAGAAUGAGGUAAACCAGCUUCUACUGCUCGCGAAUUAUUGGGCAAUUUGAACCGUAGUGAAGAGUGAAAGAGACGCAACAACAAAAACAGAUUUUAUGUGAGUUUGCUAUAUUUUUUUUAUUAAAGUUUCUCGUUAUUAACCAUUAGCCGCCAUACGCAUCAAGCACUUUGUCGAAUAUAAUUCAUUUACGAGUUGGCUCAUCAUCAAACAAUCUUGCAAAUUCAGAUUUCAGUCAGAAGUAUCCUAACAUUGAUCAUAGCUAUAGUCAAAGCACCCGACUUCUAUGGCAUUGGCCACAAAAAUCAUGAUGAUGUGUUUCAUGCGUAUGCGGCUCAGAUUGUGUCGCGUAAACUGUAUCCUGUUCGUUCACAAUCAUCGAUCAAUGUAACUUUUGGCGCCAGCAUCAAAAUCCAAUCUAAAAUCGCAAGAUAAUAAAGCAAAUAUUUCAGUGUAUUUUAGCAAAGUUUUCGAAAACUAGCGGCAAUGGAAUUUUGUGAAUCGAACUGUAUUUUUUCAAAUGUGAACAAAAUUUUGCCUGUCAGCUUACGCUAAACCUAUUAUUAUAAUUUUUACAAUACAGGAUAAUUGAUGAAUAAAUAAUCGUAAUAAACGUUA
Messenger RNA from Topomyia yanbarensis, 4306 nucleotides. RefSeq names its product coiled-coil domain-containing protein 6. Bases 517 to 1857 code for a protein of 446 amino acids. The record is from RefSeq and is a predicted model, not a curated record. NCBI's taxonomy places the organism in Eukaryota, Metazoa, Arthropoda, Insecta, Diptera, Culicidae. The transcript is spliced from 5 exons.